Pimephales promelas (fathead minnow) is the source of this 1256-nucleotide messenger RNA. Its product is annotated as cathepsin S. Gene Ontology annotation, molecular function: cysteine-type peptidase activity. Lineage: Eukaryota; Metazoa; Chordata; Actinopteri; Cypriniformes; Leuciscidae. Gene Ontology annotation, biological process: proteolysis. The record is from RefSeq and is a predicted model, not a curated record.
ACGUGAUGGAACUAAAUAAAUGCAAUGUAACUACCAGGAAAUCCAUUUCAUUAUCACUUCCUCUACUGACGACGAAGAAGUCUAGCUUAACGAGACGAGAGUGCACAGGCCAUGAUGUUCGGGAGCUUGCUGUUUGCCGUGUGUUGUAGCGCAGCACUGGCCCAAUUCAACUCGAAUCUAGACCAGCACUGGGAGUUGUGGAAGAAGACUCAUGACAAGUUUUACUCCACCGAGUUUGAGGACCUCGGCAGGAGGGAGUUGUGGGAGAAAAAUCUUGAACUUAUCACCCUUCAUAACCUGGAGGCCUCCAUGGGCAUGCAUUCAUAUGACCUGGCCAUGAACCACAUGGGUGACCUGACAACAGAGGAAAUCCUGCAAACAUUAGCCACGACUCGUGUUCCUCCUGACUUUAAGAGGCAAACAGCGACAUUCGUGGGCUCUUCUGGGGCUCCUAUCCCAGACUCUCUUGACUGGAGAGAGAAGGGAUAUGUCUCCAGUGUGAAGAACCAGGGUGCAUGUGGCUCUUGUUGGGCGUUCAGCUCUGCUGGGGCUCUUGAAGGUCAUCUGAUGAAGACCACAGGGAAGCUGGUCGACCUCAGCCCUCAGAACCUGGUGGACUGUUCCUCCAGAUAUGGAAACAUGGGCUGCAAUGGUGGUUAUAUGGACCAGGCUUUCCAGUACGUCAUUGAUAAUGGCGGAAUAGAUUCAGAUUCAUCUUACCCUUAUGAAGCAGUGCAAGGGCAGUGCAGAUACAAUCCUUCCCAGCGUGCAGCAAACUGCACCAAGUACUAUUCUGUCCAUCAGGGAGAUGAAGAGGCCUUGAAGGAGGCUUUGGCCAGUGUCGGGCCGAUUUCAGUGGCUAUUGAUGCCACCCACCCUAAGUUUAUAUUUUAUCACAGUGGAGUUUACAAUGAUCCAUCCUGCACCCAACAUAUAAACCACGCAGUGCUGGCUGUGGGAUACGGUGCACUUGAAGGGCAGGACUAUUGGCUGCUCAAAAACAGUUGGGGUACUCCAUUUGGAGAUGGUGGCUACAUCCGUAUGGCCAGAAACCAAAACAACAUGUGUGGCAUCGCCUCAUAUGCCUGCUACCCGGUUAUGUAAAUGAAACCCUGUUGAAAUAUAUGAAUAUAUCAAAAAUAUCUACUUUCUUAACAUUAAAUGUGUUUUUUUGUUGUUGUUUUUACAUGUUCUUUAAAACAAAAUCCCAAAUCUUAUCGAAUGAGUAUCUUACUAAAUAAAUAAUGAAUUUUAAA